This is a messenger RNA of Lagenorhynchus albirostris (white-beaked dolphin), 3175 nucleotides long. It is a transcript of the gene CDC42, whose product is annotated as cell division cycle 42. Gene Ontology annotation, molecular function: GTP binding; GTPase activity. The transcript is spliced from 6 exons. Lineage: Eukaryota; Metazoa; Chordata; Mammalia; Artiodactyla; Delphinidae. Bases 136 to 711 code for a protein of 191 amino acids. The record is from RefSeq and is a predicted model, not a curated record. Gene Ontology annotation, biological process: modification of synaptic structure; small GTPase-mediated signal transduction. Gene Ontology annotation, cellular component: dendritic spine.
GCGUGCUGACGUCAGGCGCGUGCCCCUGUCCGGCAGCUGAGGAGACCCCGCGCACUGCUGCCAACGCCCCGGCGGAGGAGCUGAGGUCAUCAUCAAAUUUGAAAUAUUUAAAGUGGAUACAAAACUGUUUCAGCAAUGCAGACAAUUAAGUGCGUUGUUGUGGGCGAUGGUGCCGUUGGUAAAACAUGUCUCCUGAUAUCCUACACAACAAACAAAUUUCCUUCUGAGUAUGUACCGACUGUUUUUGACAACUAUGCAGUCACAGUUAUGAUUGGUGGAGAGCCUUAUACUCUUGGACUUUUUGAUACUGCAGGGCAAGAGGAUUAUGACAGAUUACGACCGCUGAGUUAUCCACAAACAGAUGUAUUUCUAGUCUGUUUUUCAGUGGUCUCUCCAUCCUCAUUCGAAAAUGUGAAAGAAAAGUGGGUGCCUGAGAUAACUCACCACUGUCCAAAGACUCCUUUCUUGCUUGUUGGGACCCAGAUUGAUCUCAGAGAUGACCCCUCUACUAUUGAGAAACUUGCCAAGAAUAAACAGAAGCCUAUCACCCCAGAGACUGCUGAAAAACUGGCCCGUGACCUGAAGGCUGUCAAGUAUGUGGAGUGUUCUGCACUUACACAGAAAGGCCUAAAGAAUGUAUUUGAUGAAGCAAUAUUGGCUGCCCUGGAGCCUCCAGAACCGAAGAAGAGCCGCAGGUGUGUGCUGCUAUGAACGUCUCUCCAGAGCCCUUUCUGCACAGCUGGUGUCGGCAUCAUACUAAAAGCAAUGUUUAAAUCAAACUAAAGAUUAAAAAUUAAAAUUCGUUUUUGCAAUAAUGACAAAUGCCCUGCACCUACCCACAUGCACUCGUGUGAGACAAGGCCCAUAGGUAUGGCCCCCUUCCCCCUCUCAGUACUAGUUAAUUUUGAGUAAUUGUGUAUUGUCAGAAAAGUGAUCAGUACUAGUUUUUGUUUUGUUGUUUCAAAAAAAUUAUUAUUAUUUUUUUUUGUUUAAAAGCAAGGCAUGCUUGUGAUGACUCUGUAACAGACUAAUUUGGUUGUUGAAGCUGUUUCCGGGUUCCACUCUGGCGAGUAAUCUGGGAUAUCUAGUUUUCUUUUUUCUUUUCUUUUUUUUGGGGGGCGGGGGAGUGUGUGUGGGAUUUGUUUUUAUUUAGUCAUGUUUUUUAAAUUCAUUAACCAUUGGACAGCCCUUAAGGGGAGGAGGAUAGAUUGAUUCCACAUUCCACUUCCUAGAUCUAGUUUAGAAAACGUGUUCCCCACCUGGUGCUCUUAGGAAGGAGUAUAGUAAACGCCUCAUUUAAUAAUAUACUCCUUUUUGAAAGUUGCCUUUUCUCUCCACCCUUGAGUAUGUCCAGUAUUUGAUGAAACUCAUGAAAGUGGGUGGAACCUGUCUUGCCCCUCCUCUUUUCUAGGAUGCACUAUAUAUGUGACUGUGACUCUCAAGGAAAUUUGUUUGCCAUUUGCUGAUUUUUUUUGAAGUUAAUUUCUAACUUCUUUCACUGAUAAAUGAAGAAAAGUAUUGCACCUUUUGAAAUACACCAAAUGGAUUGAGUACGUAAUUAAAAAACAUUUCUUUUCCCUGUCAGUCAUUGUCUUAAUAUGCUUAGCAUAGAUGUGCAGCUUAAUAGUGUAUGAUACAGUGUUCCUAGAACACAGCUGAAGACCUGGUAUAUAGAGGAAAUCCGAGGGGUGGUGCUAGAAGACAGAUGUCUAUGGGAUGAUUCACAUCCUCUUUCAAGUUAUGAGGAUGGAGACCUGCUUCAUUAAGAAGCUGGGGGUUGGGUGGGGUAGGGUGGGGGUGGGGAGAACAUUUAACAACAUGGGGACCAGUCAGGGAAAUCCCCUUAUUUCUGUUUUGCAUAUGAGGAACGCUAGAGCAGCCAGGUGAGGCUCUCUAGUUUAAUAAAAAUCCUGGGGAGAGUCUUAUGAAGACUCUUCAUAAGUGUUAAUAGGGAUUUUAUCAGCUUAUUUUGGUUGCAGUUUCCAAGUCUUAAAAAUGUUAGGUAAUCUUCCCCACCUUCCCCAAAUCCUACUUCUUGUAGAUUUCAUUAGUGUUGAACCAAUGCUUUCUCAUGUCUGAAUUCUUUGUAUAUGCAUUCUUUUCAGAUGUAUUAAACAAACAAACAAAAAAACCCAUUACAAGUCAGCCUGGGGGUUGUUAUUUUCCCUCCGCCUCUUAAUUUUUAGAUAUUUAGGAAUGGGAACUUGACUCUUAUUGAUAUCAAUUUCUAACAGAUUUCAAGAUAAAGAUUUAGAGCACAGAGGUUUAAUGUACUUUGUUUUGUGGAAUUCAGUUUGAGAUUUUUUUUCCCCUCACAUUCAGGUUUGUGCCUUCUCCCCUAAGUUUGGCAGGUAGCCUACAGACUCCUCUUUAAUACCAAGUGGGUUCAUAACAGUUCUUAGUGAAGAAAUGUUCUGGAAGCUCACUGCUCAUGUUUUUGGAAGGAAAUGGCAGCAUACUUCCAAAUCCAUCCAUCAGUUGGAAAGCAGCCAUUUUUCUCCAAGUUUUCUGUAUCAGUGGUUUUCAAACUUUGCUGCUUUAGUAGAGUGGAGCUUGAGCAGUGGGUUAUUUAAAAGCUUUCCAGGUAUUUACAUUAUGCAGCCAAGUUUGAGAACUACUGCUCCUAGGUUGUUAACCUCAAACUGCUUCUAAAAGAUUCCAGAUUCUGUGCUUUGAAUCUGAAUAUGGGACACAUUUUCUGUAGGUGACAAGAAUGAUUCAUUUCCCUUAAGGGCAUUAUACUGAUCUGUAUGAGAGUCUUAGAAACUAAGGACUGUUAAUCCAGUUAAUAAGGUUGAUACAAUGGAUAGCCUCAUUUUGAUAGUUUUCUAUAUGGAGUCAUGUUUGACUUGAUUCCAUACUGUGCUAGAACUAAGCUGGGCUGAUCGGGAAUGGGUUAGGAAGAGGCAAAUCUAAGCUUUGCUGUUUUAACGAAUGUAUCUUAUUCCUUGUUGACCAUACCAGGGAGAGACACCUGGAUCAUGUUAUGAGACUGAGGGGAGCAGAAACUGUGUAUGUGUAUCCCUAGUUCUUAGUACAGUGGCAUAUAGGUCCAUCCUGAUUAUUGCUGUAGCCCUGGCCUAGAGCAGUGUUUGACACAUAAGAAAUGACUAUAAAAAUAGUCAUUGGAUGGGUACAUGUUUUCAAGAAUGAAUAAAUGAAAUAAAGCAGGUUA